AUGGGCUGGGGUGUGGGAGAGUUCCAUGAUGCUGGGAAGGGAAGGGCAGACUGGGACGUGGAAGGACAUGGUGAGCAGCAGGGGCGCCUAGAGGAAGACGAGGAAAAGCAAAGCGGCGAUUCAAGGCACCUCGUGUUACUAGGGGCUGUCCAAGGAGACAAUACCGGGAACAAGGAAACAAGGGCAACAAGGACAGAGAUCCAGCCAACAGUUCCAGAACACAGGCUUCUGGCAGUUGGACUUUUAGCCACUGAGACUCAGGAUCUGAAGGAUUUUUUGUGUCCCCAGUUUAUGGCUCAGGAGUUGGCAGCACCUCUUUCACGUGGGCAGCCACCAGAGCAGAGCAUUGCAGAGCCUACAACAUAUCCCUGGAAUGAGGAAGACCUGAGAUUUGAGCCUUCGAACUCCACAGUGCACUCAUUCUCCAGCAGCUCUGAAUCAAACCUGAGUCUAUCUGUGGGCUAUGUCCCCUAUGAGGACACCUCCUCCCACGAGAACACCACCUCCUGUAAAGACACAUCUUCCGAAGGUCCUUCAAUCCACUUUGUCCCUCCUAUCCAAGGGACAUGGAGGACUGAAAACACAGGGAGACUCCUGGGGAGACGAGACCAAGUACAGGACGACCCAGAACAGUUUUGCAAACUAAGCAUCACCCUGGCCUGGGAUGUUGAUGUCGCCUCUAACAAUUCAGACGCGACGGCUAACUGGGCCCCGAGUGGAGACAGGCAGUGGCCAGACAAGUGCCCCAAGGGGAAGACAUAACUGACUCUCAGCAAGCUGGACGGCCUCAUGCAAAAGCUUGAGAAAUUUGUAGAGAACCAGAAGGACGAUGAAGAUGAUGAUGUGUUCCCCGAAUCUGUUCAGGAGGAAGACUCCGAGCUGUCUAGCAGCUCCCCUCCAGGUAUGGCUCAGGUUAGUCAUCAAGAAGAUGACAGCUGUCAAGACUUGGCCAAGUUCAACCCACCAGAAAAUGAAGACGUCAUCCAGUUUCCAUAGAGUCCUCCAAGGCUUCAGAAAGAUGAGCUUGCUGAGAUAAUAAGUCAGGUAACUGGUAGCCAAAGGACAAGUAUUGCAGAGACCUCCUCAAUCUCGUGGGGUCCACCAGAGAAGGAGGACACUCACUCCAGCACUCAAGCCCUCUCCUGUCCGAACUUUGGGUGGGUCUUCCGCUGGCUAAGGCAUCAAGUCCUCUCCUCGCUUGUGGGGAGAGAGCACCCCAGGAAGGCCAAGGAGAGCCCCCAUCAGCUGGCACAAAAGAAAAGAUCCUCGCACAGAAGCAAGAGAAUCCAACUUCAAGAAUCCCUUGAAGUAGGACACCCCAUAUGGCCGGAUUUUUAA
Messenger RNA from Hippopotamus amphibius kiboko, 1338 nucleotides. RefSeq names its product chromosome 12 C12orf71 homolog (gene C12H12orf71). The record is from RefSeq and is a predicted model, not a curated record. NCBI's taxonomy places the organism in Eukaryota, Metazoa, Chordata, Mammalia, Artiodactyla, Hippopotamidae.